Taeniopygia guttata (zebra finch) is the source of this 2348-nucleotide messenger RNA. Its product is annotated as excitatory amino acid transporter 5-like. The record is from RefSeq and is a predicted model, not a curated record. Lineage: Eukaryota; Metazoa; Chordata; Aves; Passeriformes; Estrildidae. Gene Ontology annotation, molecular function: L-glutamate transmembrane transporter activity; glutamate:sodium symporter activity; neutral L-amino acid transmembrane transporter activity. Gene Ontology annotation, biological process: L-glutamate transmembrane transport. Gene Ontology annotation, cellular component: plasma membrane.
AUGUGGGAGUGGGUCAGAAGAGCUGUGCUGCACUCACUGUCCACAGCCCUCCUGCGCCUCUGGAAGUGGGCACGAGCUUUUUGGUACAAAAAUGGCCUCUUGACUCUCUCGAUGCUGUCGGUGGUCACUGGAUGCCUCCUGGGGUUCCUGCUGCGGGCGCUGGAGCUGACAGACCUGGAGAAGCAAUAUUUUUCCUUUCCUGGAGAGCUCCUCAUGAGGAUGCUGAAGAUGCUGAUCCUGCCCUUGAUCACCUCCAGCCUCAUGUCUGGGCUGGCCACCAUGGACUCCAAGGCCUGCGGGAAGAUGGGGGUGAUCACCAUCACCUACUACCUUUGGACAACCUUCAUGGCAGUGACUGUGGGGAUCAUCCUAGUGGUCAGCAUCCAUCCUGGUGCAGCUGCCCAGAAGGACAACUACUCUGUGCGGAAAGUGGUGCUCAGCUCUGCUGACGCAUUACUGGAUUUAAUCAGAAACAUGUUUCCUUCUAACCUGGUGGAAGCUUCGUUCCAGCAGUACCGAACCGUUCUUGUCCCGGUGGUGAAGUCUCCUGCUUUUCCAAAGAUCCCAGGAAAACCUGUCAAUUUUAUUUACUUUGCACCUGAUGACAAAAACCCUGAAAUCCAUCGGCCUGUGUUCCUUGAGCUGACACCAUCACCCGAGAUGACCUACAGGACCCUGGCUGGGACCAGCAAUGAGAUGAAUGUCCUGGGCAUUGUCAUCUUCUCAGCAACCAUAGGACUUCUCCUGGGGAAAAUGGGCGAGCGAGGAGCCCCGCUGGUUAACGUGUGCCAGUGCCUGAACGAAGCAGUUAUGAAAAUUGUCUCGAUGGCCGUUUGGUACUUCCCCUUUGGCAUCGUAUUUCUCAUAGCUGGAAAGAUCUUGGAGAUGGAAGAUCCAUCGGUUAUUGGACAGAAGCUGGGACUGUAUGUCAUUACAGUAGUAUCAGGGCUUGCCUUCCAUGGAAUCAUCCUCCUACCUCUGCUUUUUGUGCUCAUCACCAAGAAAAACCCCUUUGCUUUUAUUCAGGGGAUACUGCAAGCCUUGCUGAUCGCCUUAGCUACAUCCUCCAGCUCAGCCACCCUGCCCAUCACGCUCAAGUGUCUCCUGGAGAACAACGGCAUCGACAGGCGCGUGGCGCGCUUCGUGCUGCCCGUCGGGGCCACCAUCAACAUGGACGGCACCGCGCUCUACGAGGCCGUCGCUGCCAUCUUCAUCGCCCAGGUCAACGAGUAUGAGCUGGAUUUGGGACAAAUUAUAACUAUAAGCAUCACAGCCUCGGCAGCGAGCAUCGGGGCCGCUGGCAUCCCCCAGUCCGGGCUCGUCACCAUGGUCAUCGUGCUCACCUCCGUGGGGCUGCCCACCGAGGACAUCACCCUCAUCAUCGCCGUUGACUGGGCUCUGGACCGACUUCGAACGAUGACCAACGUGCUCGGUGACGCGCUGGCUGCUGGCAUCAUCGCGCACGUCUGCCACAAGGACUUUGCCCCAAAGCCCCCCCCGCAAAACCCAGUGAGCAACACAGACAAGUUUCCUUCUGCAGAGGCCUCACACCUGCAUCCCAAUGACAAUGGGAUUGAAAUUACUCAAGAAACCCUGUUGGAUCAGACAGGAGUUCAUUACAACAUCUGCCAGGUGUAGAUAACAGCAUUCCUGCUCCCAGAAAUGGCAUCUUGGUGCUAAACACUGACGAUUUGAGUGUCACAUAUGGAUGCUCUGCAAGAUAAAGGCCUUACUUGGCACAAAAAAUGGGAAAAUUCUCUUAUCCUUUGAAGACUGUGGGAUUCCCAGCAUGGCUCUGCCACUGGGGGAGGGAGCCAGCUCCUCCCUGUGCCUGAGGACACAGCUGGGAGCUCACUGCCCUGUCUUAAAUGGCUGGGUUUGAAGGAUUUAUAACUCCCAUUUUUCCAAGCUCACAUACUUUUGAAAGCUAGAGAGGUGAGCAGGUGUUAGCAGACUGGAUUUGGUGGGAAUGCAGUAGGAAUGGGAUAUAACACUAAACCCUCUGGCCAGCAGCUCUUCUCUGGAGGCCAGGCUGUGCUCCAGCAGCUUUUGCUUUCCUUAUUAUGGAGAUUUUUUUUUUUUAAUCAAUGCUUUUUAUUUUACCACUGCAUUUUCAUCUAAAAGCUAAGAUCAAGUGAAUUUUUGUCUAGAGCUCAAAAUCCAAGUUAGACAUAACUGGAUUUCCCAGCUGUCAGGUUACACAGGAUGGCUGAGCUGUUGCACUCUCUCAGGGACAGUGGGAUCCACAAGAAGGAAGGAAGGAGGGACGGAGGGAAGGAAGGAAGGAAGGAAGGAAGGAAGGAAGGAAGGAAGGAAGGAAGGAAGGAAGGAAGGAAGGAAGGAAGGAA